GGGAGGUUACACACUAUUUGUGUUGAUGUGUUGCUUACGUACCGUCUGUAUUAAUUUUUAUUAGAACAUCAAAAUUUGACAUUUUCAGAAAUAUGCAAAAAAGUGUCCGUUGUUUAUGUGUGUGAUUCUUAAGUUAUGGACGUUCAUACCACGUGUGUUAUCAGAUUAAAACUUUUGGAGACAUCGCCCUUUGAAAUUUAACCUGGAUGAAUACCUUCGUUAAUGUAGCUUAGCGCAUAUGAGUGUCGGUAUAUAACAAAUACUGGAGUACUUCGAUUCAUUAACACCGAGUUAUACAACUUAACAUUUACAUUGAAUUUCUGGCAACCAAUCGAUAUUCUAAAAAUAGUAACAAUGGACUUUCCAGUUUUUAGAUACAAUAGAGAAACAGCACACCAGAAAACAACCUAAAUAUAUCACAUGGAUAGCAAUGUAUCUAGGGGCUGGAUGGUAUAUUAAGAAUUAAGCUGCCUUGACUAAUUGGCUACAUAUGUCAUGUCCAUAUGAACGUUUUCAACAAAUAAGUCGUCCAUCAGUUGAAGAAUGGAUGCCGACGAAAUAGCGUUGCUACAGGAUUACAAAUCCUAUUUCCAAAAGAAUGUUGAUCCCAUCACAGUUACAAACGGAUUACGUACUCAUGGUCGCAUUGAUGCUUCAAUUUUUAAGAGUGUAUAUGAUGUCGACAGGAAGAGUUUUGGGGAUCGGGCGGAAGUGUGGAAAGAGGUUAUUCAGAUUAUUACAAAACUAUGUCCUUUCCCUUCCUUUUUGAGCAUACUAGAUACCACAGGAUAUACCGACUUGUCAUUAGAUCUGUCUGUUCACAUUCGAAGCAUCAAAGGUCAUUUGAACGACGUUGUGAGGCUCCAAAGGGGAAACUGUCGAGGAUCAAAUCACAAGUUUGCACAAGAACUGUUCGUGUCUUUAAAAAUAAAUACUCAUAACAACACAUUUAAGAAUCCUCGGGAAAACUUACAUGAAUUGUCACAACGGUUCCGAGCCAAGUUUGUACAUGAGUUGGAUUUGGAUAAAAAGAUGUUGAUAGCUGAUAAGUACGCAGCCUGCCUCUGUGCGGAAAUAGACUCACACACAAUGUUGUACGUAAGGAAAUUUCCUACACAUGGUCUUUUUAAAGAACUAGAAGACCUAAUACCAGAAACGUCAAACACUCAUGUUACCGAAGUUGCCUUCAGAUCCAGAAUGGCGAUAGCGUGUGCCAUAGCAGAAGACACAGAGAGAGGAGAGGAGUUCCUAACGGACGCCCGGGUGGCCUCUUAUCAUAUUGGCGCCUGCGUACAGCUCGAUAACAUGUUGUACAUUCAGGUUUUUAACUAUCUAUGCAAGUUCGAGAACAACCCCACGGACGAUCUGCGUGAUACAAUAAUCAAGCUGGCAGGAAUGAGUCUCCAGGCCCUCGAGGACGAAGACGAUGUUACUCGGAUAUUCUGGAAGCGCAUGUUUCUGUUGCGGAUGGUGUAUUGUCUCCUUGGUAUUAGCAACAGAUGUGAUCUUAUACCACGUUGUGUAGCCAGACAAAAAUACGUUUACAAAGCCAGACAACUGAUGGCAGAGAUUGACAAAAUAUGGGAUGGAAUAGAGUCGAGGAGAAGAAUGUUUUACUACGUUGCCAGGGCGCGUCUCCAUGACCUGGACAGCCGUCGUGUUAAACAAGAAAUAUCUGACAUGGGACGCAAAUCACAAAAUGAAGGAGCAAUGCUCAACAUCGAGGCAGCAAUAUUUCAAAUUGAAAAAGCGAUAGCACUCGGAGAAGAGGGUAACUUUGGCGAAACUUGCUAUGUUAAACUUUACGCCUCUGAACUAAAGGAAAAGAAAUUGCAACUGAUUCUACAGCAGACAGGUCGAUCUGCACGUGCAGGCCACGAACAUUCAGACAAGUCGGAGUUUGCGUGUGAACACAAUUCCUACGAGGACGAAAUCGCUGGGAAGGCUACUGAGAACAUGGACAUGACCUCGUACCGACCGUACAGCACCCGGUUACGGAUUAAUCAAUCCUCUGAUAAUGAUACUUUGGUUGCAGAUAAAAGUAAGGUUCUACAUCAUGCUUCAAUAACGGACAUAGAUAAAUCUGUGAGCCUCCAGAAAGAUCCUCGGAGUAUACCUAACACUCGCGGUAAUGAAUCGUUAACCAAUACAGAUCGUCAAUCUAACUGUUCACUAGAUAUCCGACAAGAAAGACAAUUUACUGGUAAUGGCCGCCAUCAAGUAUUGGUAUCGCAACAUGACAUCUAUCGUCCCCUUUGUGUCCAGUCUGAAAAAUGCCCUCAACAUGUGGAGUCGUGUCUGGUAUAUACACAAGGGAACGUCUGUCAUCAACCGAGAAACGCCCAUUAUCAAAUAGGAAACGCCCAUCAUCACCUAUUAAACACCGAUCAUCAGCAAGGAAACGCCCUUCAUCAACCAGGAAACGCCCAUCAUCAACCAGAAAACGCCCAUCAUCAAUCAGAAAACGUCACUUAUCAACCAGGACACAUCUGGCAUCAACCGGUUCUAGUUCAACCUCAACCAGAAAACGUCGGUCAUGAAUCAGAAAAUGCCAAUCACCAGCCAGGAAUUGUCAAACAUCAUUUCGGAAACUCUCCUCAAAGACCAGGAAGCACCAAUCAAGAACAAGUAAAUGCUCUACAUGAACUAGUAGACGCCCAUAACCGAUCAGAAAAUGCAAAUCACCAGCCUGUAAGCACCUGUUAUCCCCAUCAUCAACCAGAAUUUAUUAGCGUCACUCAAGGGGUGAACAGUCGACGUCUACCAAUGCAAAAUAUUUGUCAAUCACAGACAUACGAUGCACAAGGAAUAUUUCAGCCGAGAAGUGCCACUUAUCAGCAGCAUAUAGAAAUACAGGUCAACCAACAGGAUCUCCGUCAACCGGAGAGCACUACACACCAAUCGGGCGACGUGUCUGUAGAAACAUUAUCAUACGGGGGUCAACCAGACAAAGACAUCAGAGAAUGACACUAACCCAUUCACAAGUGGAUAUUUUGAGAGUAUUGUGUAGUUCUGACGGAAACAUUUGCAGCUGUUUGUAAAACUAUUUUUAUAAUCGUUAAUUAUAAACGAGUAUUAUUGUCGUAGUUUAUAAACACACCUAGUCGUGGUUUGUUAAUGUACAUUGUCGUGUUUUUUAACUAAAAUAACAUAAUCCCGAUGGGACAUCACAUUCCUUGUUGUCAUAUCAUGCAAUUAUGAACAUACAUGGAUAGGUUAGCGCUAGCAGUUUACCGCAAUACAGUAUCGUUCUGUUCCCGGUGAUUUAAUAUUGUGUCUUUGAGAAACUGCAUGCCACAAUACAAGGGCAACGAAUGCAAUUUAUUCGGCUGUAAUUUAUGCCAUCUGGACAUGUUUUGAAAAGUAAUAGUAAAAUAUAAUUGACCACAGUAUCAACACACAAAGACAAAAUCAGUAUGGCAAAACACUAAUUGGAAUCGAGAAUUCCGAUACACAAAAAUAGAGACAACCGUCAGUAGAACACGGACACAAAACCAGGUGCAACGCAAGAUAGUCAUGACAGAUAUUUUUUAUUAAAAAAAGUUCUUUUCUCCUAAGGAAAUUUCAAAAAAUUUCAAUAUACUGUUCACGAGGCAGCAAUAUCAUCAUUUGAUAAUAAAAAAUAUAUGUGAUAUAUAUCAAAAUGUAGAUUUCAUCACAAAGUUUCGGCCUGGGAUACUUCACUUUUUCAAGAUUCGUUUAUGCUUCAUUUAUAACAAUUUAAGAUAACGAUAGUUUAAUGUAUGACAUUUGAUAAAAUAAUACCCAACAUACAUUUGGAAUUCUACCCGCUUGCAUUACCCAAAUAUUCGUCCGUAUAAUAAUUCUUGACUGGUAAAAAAAAUUCAGCACCUACUUUACUUUUUUUAUCCAGCAUAUGUAAAAACAAAAACAAAAAAAACCCGUACCUGCAUAGCAUUUGACUUAUUCUUCACAGUAAAAACUACGCAUUUUACAUGUAUAAGAAUUACUGAAGUAUAUUUAUGCUGCUAUGAGGCAGCAGAAAAUCAUUGGUUUACCCUAUAUUUGUGUUUUGUGCAAAGCUAAGAAUGGCAAUGAAUAUCACCUCUAUUUAAACAACUAUUCAUAGCUUUAUUUAGCUGUUUGUGUACCAUGUGAUAUCGACGAUCUACUUCUAUAUUUAGCAUUGCAGGAAAAAUAGCUAAACGCUGACUAUUUUAGGGGUGUUCUCAGUUCCCCAACUUUUUAAAGAACAAAGAAAAGUGUUGAUAUAGGAAGACAAUGGCAAACUAAUUAUAGUCUGUUUCAUACUUAUCCCACAGGUAACUUACCUGUAAGAAAGUUACCUGUCUGACUUGUAUCUUUUCUGUGAAUGUGGUAUGUAAGGUAACUUUUGGAUAUGUAUUUUA
Mizuhopecten yessoensis (Yesso scallop) is the source of this 4370-nucleotide messenger RNA. RefSeq lists its product as uncharacterized. Lineage: Eukaryota; Metazoa; Mollusca; Bivalvia; Pectinida; Pectinidae. The record is from RefSeq and is a predicted model, not a curated record. The coding region runs from base 544 to 2967 and encodes 807 amino acids. The transcript has 2 exons.